Molecule: messenger RNA, 925 nt
Organism: Cydia amplana
Lineage: Eukaryota; Metazoa; Arthropoda; Insecta; Lepidoptera; Tortricidae
Product: MORN repeat-containing protein 3-like
Exons: 5
Coding region: 101-856 (251 amino acids)
Source: RefSeq, a predicted model, not a curated record
GUCUGAAUAUGUCAUAAAUUGUCAUCAGCGGACGUAACUAUUUUUAAUUAUAUUAGUUGUUAUUUUAAUACUUAUUUAUGUUUUCAAACUCGAUUUUAUAAUGCCGUUUUAUAGGCACCCCCGUAACUUCGCCCCGCUUUCAAUAGCCGCUGAAAAGAAGUCGAUAAAAAACGGUUUACACCAUAAAAUAUUUACGUCUAGACUGGAUGUUUACAAAGGGGAAUGGAAAUCAGACCUAAAAGAAGGAAAAGGUUCUUUUUACACAAUCACCGGAAAACUGUACGAAGGGGAUUGGUAUAAAGGAUUCAGGCACGGAUUCGGCACACUCAGCCACCGCCUCGACAACGGCACAUUCCGUCUCGACUACCGUGGCGACUGGGUCCGCGGCAAGCCGGAGGGAGUCGGCGUGUGGUACUACGAGAACGGAGACGUAUACCUGGGCCAUUGGAAGAGGGGGCACAGACACGGGUUCGGCAAGAUGUGGUACGCCGACGGGACCUUUUACGUCGGGUAUUGGAAUACGAGCUUGAAAGAGGGGUUGGGCAUGUUCGUUCAAAAAAAUGGCAACCGCUACGAAGGGCAUUGGGAGGGAAACAUCAAGAGCGGUAUCGGCCGGUUCUACCACUUGCACACGGGGCAGAUGCAGGAAGGCUGCUGGGUGGACGAUAUCUGCGUCAAGUCUAGGAUGUCCGACAUUAUCAUACGGCAGUUCUGUGAUAUGCCCACGCCUUACCCCAUCCCGCCUGAACAACUAGUAAACCUCAGAAAAAUCCUGGAUGACAGCGAACUUUGGCUGAAAAUGAAAAUAGGAAAUAUUGACAAGAAACUACGCUACUGUAUUGACCAAAUGUGGUGAUAUAUUGCUAAACCAUAACAGAUCGUUCGAUUAUAAUUAAAGUGGUACACACUGCCAUCUUGCACGGAU